AUGACCAGGGUGGGAUCUCCACUGGUUGGAGCGGCAUCCCAGGCCACUGGCUUGCCACCAACUGGAUUGGAAACUAUAGAAGAAAAAAAACCAUCUUCUUCUCAACCUAAAAACAAGAAGUUAUACACCAAGGACCUGUCUGGUUACAACCUGUUCUGCAGGGAUCAGUUAAAGAACAAGGGAAGCCUGAAAGAUAUUACGCAGAAAUGGUCCACUUUGGCAGAAGAGCAGAAGAGGCAAUAUGCGGAGGAGGCAGCAGCUCUAAAAGUUCAGCGCACUUCAGAUGACAUGAGCCCAGAUAUGCGAUGCCUGAAAUUGAAGAAGCACCUAAAGCAGAUGAAAAUAGAGGUUGCCAGUCUUGAGAAGCUUGGUGUAGAGACUGGUGUAAUGAUGUAUGACCAUCAAAAGCCUUUCUUAGAAGUCCUAGAAGUGAGCAGCAAAGGUGCUUCUUCGUUCUUCGACAGUACCGACGUACUGGACAACUUUGCACUGCAUUUCAAAGGAAAAUCAUCAUCUACUUCUGCUGCAAAAGAACCGGUUGAUCAAAUGGUUAAGAAAGUGCAGGGGCUCUUCAACAGGAAAUACAAUGAAGCGGGAGGCAGAGGAAGGCUCCCGUACAUCUCCAUUCAAAAUGAAAGCAUAAUUAUCAACGCUUUUGGUCUACCUGAUGGCAUCACUCUCAAAAAACCAUGCCACUAUGGACGUAAACAGUUAGAAGUCAUUUUAAAUAAUGCGGCGAACAUUUCCUUUAAAAUUAAUGAAAAGACUGUUGAAGAAUCAGUUGUAACAUCUGACACUGGAGUGGUGAUAACUGCAAAUGACCCCGGGAGGACAAUUAGGACACAAUGUGGAAGACAUUUUGAAUGGAAUGUGUGCCAAAUGGAAAAUAUGUAUUCCGGAUGA
This is a messenger RNA of Fundulus heteroclitus (mummichog), 903 nucleotides long. RefSeq lists its product as uncharacterized. Gene Ontology annotation, cellular component: nucleus. The coding region runs from base 1 to 903 and encodes 300 amino acids. The transcript has 9 exons. Lineage: Eukaryota; Metazoa; Chordata; Actinopteri; Cyprinodontiformes; Fundulidae. The record is from RefSeq and is a predicted model, not a curated record. Gene Ontology annotation, molecular function: DNA-binding transcription factor activity.